AUGUCCAGCGAAGCACGACCCAUCGACGCCUCACAAUUCGCGCUCGCAAUUCAAGACCUCCCCGUCGAGAACCUGUACUCCAAAGCCAACGAGAUCCAAAACUCCAUCACCCACCUCGAGGCCUCCAACGGGCAGCUACAAGAAUACAGUGACAGCAUCCGGGCCGACACUACACUGCCAGAGGAAACGCGGCAAGACGGAGACAAGGACUGUCUUGAGGCGAUCCAGGAGAAUCUGGUCGUCAUUAAUAGGCAGAAGGAUCGGAUUCGACUGUUGAGAGAGGAGGUCGAGCGACGAGGUGGUAGGUGGCAUGGAGGUGAUGAGGAGGGAAGUGCGGUGAAUGGCAGUGCUGAUCAGGAGCGGCCGGCCGUUACGAAUGGCUCGUCGGCCGCGCCUGGGGGCAGGUUGACGGAUGAACAGUUGCGGCAGCAAUUGAGGGAUCAGCUGGGAGAUGAUGAUGAGGACAACGGUGCUGAUGGAAUGCACCUGUGA
Exophiala bonariae is the source of this 492-nucleotide messenger RNA. RefSeq lists its product as uncharacterized. Gene Ontology annotation, molecular function: protein-macromolecule adaptor activity. The record is from RefSeq and is a predicted model, not a curated record. Gene Ontology annotation, biological process: proteasome regulatory particle assembly. The coding region runs from base 1 to 492 and encodes 163 amino acids. Lineage: Eukaryota; Fungi; Ascomycota; Eurotiomycetes; Chaetothyriales; Herpotrichiellaceae. The transcript has a single exon.